ACCUAGAACUACUACAGAAGCUAAAGCUCCAGCCCAGGAAAAUGGUUCAUAUCCAAUAAUCACUAUAACAUAACAAUGAAUCUCAGUGGCACUUCAGCAAGGAUGUUGGUUUUUCGUUUAGCUGUAAUCAUCCAUCUUUUCCUUCAGCUGAAUGCAUCCGUUUGCCCUGAGAAAUGCGAGUGUAUUCUGAAAGAUGCCAUCCGUUGCUCUGGUCCCGGUAUCGAAGACCUGGCAUCGUUAGGUCUGCCUACCAACAUGACACACAUUCUAAUAACAAAUACUAAGGCAACAGAUUUGAAGGACAAAGUCUUUUCUGGAAUGACAGUGCUACAGCGUCUCAUUCUGUCUUCAAACCAGCUUUUCCUAAUUUUGCCUGGAGCUUUUAAAGGCUUAGUAAAGCUGAAGACCCUCAAACUGUUUGACAACAAGUUAACUCAGCUUCCCACAGGAGUGUUCGGUGAAAUGAUGGACCUUCAGCAGUUGAUCCUUGAAAAUAAUUUGCUGAAAGAUAUUGAGUGGAGCCUGUUUGACAAACUAGUCAACUUGCAGGAGCUGUUUUUGAACAAAAACCAUCUGACAGAGCUUCCUGAAGGAGUGCUAAGAAACCUCGCCAAGCUUAAACUACUGAACUUAUCCAGAAACUAUUUGGCAGCCUUGCCUAGAAAUAUAUUUAGCACAUUAACCAGACUUGAGAAGCUCGCUCUGUAUAUGAACAGGCUCAGUUCAAUAGACUCUGGUGUGUUUGAUAACCUGAGAGAGCUGCAGGAGCUUCUUCUGCAUUCAAAUGGCAUUCAGUCCAUUGCCCCAGGCACGUUUCACAAUCUCCUUAAACUAAAAAGUUUAACUCUCUCUCAAAAUAAGUUGCAGUUGUUACCUCAUGGGCUCUUUCUGCAUUUGCACAAUUUGACUAAAUUGACCUUGUAUGGGAAUCCACUGGGAUCCCUUCCAGAAAUAUUGUUUGGAGAAAUGAGGAUUCUCCGGAGUCUGUGGGUAUAUGACACCAAACUCUCAAUGGUGCCAGAUUUUGUGUUUGGUAAUUUGACAAAUUUAGAGCUACUUGUGCUGACUUUCAAUCCUGAGUUAAGUGUUCUCCCAAGGAACGUGUUCAGUGGUCUAAAUGAACUUCUUACUUUGUCUUUGCAUACAAAUAAUCUCUCUAGUCUCCCGGAGGGCAUCUUCCAGGGUCUGCAGAAACUUCAGGAGAUUUCCCUUUUCCAUAACAGGAUUGAGGUUCUUCCUAAAAACCUCUUUUUAUAAUCUCAAUAAUCUCCAGGCAAUUUACCUAAAUUGUACUAGCCUGCAGUCUCUUCCUGGAGACUUCUUUACCUCUUUACCCAAGCUGCAAGAGGUCGUGCUUGACAACAAUCCUUGGAAAUAUGAUUGUCAAAUUGCUGAAUUCAAAGGGUGUCUCCAGAGGAAUUUAGACAGUAAAAAACAAAGACAAAGUAAAAAAUGUCACGUUCCUAACUUGUGACAGUCCCGUAGCAUUAAGGAAUAUUUCUCUCUUGUCUCUACCAGAUGAUCAUUUUCACUGCCCCUCUACCACAGCCCUUCCACA
Messenger RNA from Caretta caretta (loggerhead turtle), 1558 nucleotides. It is a transcript of the gene GP5, whose product is annotated as glycoprotein V platelet. NCBI's taxonomy places the organism in Eukaryota, Metazoa, Chordata, Testudines, Cheloniidae. Gene Ontology annotation, cellular component: extracellular matrix. Gene Ontology annotation, molecular function: protein binding. The record is from RefSeq and is a predicted model, not a curated record.